AUGGCUGGCUCCGGCAGCGACUCAUCAUUGGAGCUGGCUCUGCAGCGUAUGACCGAAGCGCUGAAGCUGGCCAAGCGGAGGGAAGAAGAGUUUGCGGCAUCGCGCAGCGCGCGCUCGGCCGCUGAGACGGAUCUUCGGAAGGACUGCGACGACUGCAGGCAGAAGGCUGCAAAGCUGUGGGCGGAGUCGCAGAGUCUCCAGAAGAUGCUCCAGGCAGCAGUGCAGAGCAGCGCAGCGGAGAGUGAUCCCUUCGCUUCAAGAGUUCAAUCUUUCCAGGCUUCGCAGGAAGGCGGCCAGAGAUAUGACGAGCCCGGACCUCCAUGA
Symbiodinium sp. CCMP2456 is the source of this 324-nucleotide messenger RNA. The record is from the annotation of a GenBank genome assembly. Lineage: Eukaryota; Dinophyceae; Suessiales; Symbiodiniaceae.